AUGGCAAACUUAUUGUCAGAAGCGGAAGAAAUCACACAUUCUUUGGUUUCAACCGCUUCUAUUGGUACUUCAAUACAAAUAGAAGAAGAUGAUAAUUCUACUAGCUCAUUUAUAAGAGAAAAUAAUAAAUUACCUUCUGAAAAAUGUAAAACAUUAAUUGCUAUUGUGUUAUGUGGCUUAAGUGCUUUUGGGAAUACGGUGAUUUUAUCUUAUAUACAUGAUUUUCGUCCCACUUCAAAACCUCUUCCUGAUAUAAGUUUUUCAUUGACACCGUAUACACCAAAUUUAUUAUACUAUAAUGAAUUUAUAAUGGUUUCAUUAUCAUUGUCAGCAUUAAUUAUUUGUAUUUUACAUAAAUUUCGAUGGAUCUUAUUACGAAGACUUUUUAUUAUUGCUGCAAUGUUAUAUAUGGGAAGAAUGUUUACACUUUUAAUUACAACAUUACCUAAUGCUGAUCCAAAUUACCCAUGUGCUCCUAGAUUUACUGAUAAUAACAGAACAAUAAGUGGUGUUUUAAGGAGAGCAGUAAGGGUAUUUUUUGGAGCUGGUCUUCAAGUAAAUGGUAAUUUAAAUUUAUGUGGUGAUUAUAUAUACUCUGGACAUACAGUUAUAUUGGUAAUCUCAACUUUAUUUAUUAAUGAAUAUUCACCAAAAAGAUGGAAAUAUAUUCACAUAAUAACAUGGGCAAUAGCAUUUACUGGUAUUGCAUUUCUUCUUAUUUCUAGAGGACAUUAUACAAUUGAUGUUGCGAUAAGUUAUUGGUUAACAACAAGAAUAUUUUGGGAGUAUCAUACAUUUGCUGCAAAUCCUUAUUUACGGAAUGUCAAAUCCCGUGAUAAUCAUCUUCAAAAAUAUGGCUGGUUAUUUAUUUGCAGAAUAAUGGAAAAUAACAUUCAUACUAACAUUCCUGACGAAUUUGACAAUCCAAUUUUUCAUGUCAAAAAAAUUCUUUUUAGAAAUAAUAAUGCAGAGUUACCUCUACAUUCAUAA
Messenger RNA from Strongyloides ratti, 990 nucleotides. RefSeq names its product Sphingomyelin synthase-like domain-containing protein. Gene Ontology annotation, biological process: ceramide biosynthetic process; sphingomyelin biosynthetic process. NCBI's taxonomy places the organism in Eukaryota, Metazoa, Nematoda, Chromadorea, Rhabditida, Strongyloididae. Gene Ontology annotation, molecular function: sphingomyelin synthase activity; ceramide cholinephosphotransferase activity. The record is from RefSeq and is a predicted model, not a curated record. Gene Ontology annotation, cellular component: endoplasmic reticulum membrane; Golgi membrane. Bases 1 to 990 code for a protein of 329 amino acids. The transcript is spliced from 4 exons.